AAUGAAGCCUGUAAACGUAACCUAGCAUAUGAAGUUAAAUUUUUCUCCAUCUUUCUCCUAAAUUUGAACAUAUAGGUCUGUGCUUAAACGAACGGUUAAUUCACACAAGCUUGUUAAGAGACAUUGUGUCUCGAUUUGCAACCUCUUGUCCUUGAAUUGAACGACCACAUUAAGUUUGACCUUGGUUGGUUGGUCUGUGUGGCAGAUGCGUGUGCAUCCUUCUCGGUUAAUUCGACUAUCUUUAAUCUCCCUAUUACUGCUACUAUGUAUCGCUAUUAUAUAUAAUAAAUAUUUGGAUAAAGCGCUAUCUGGACCUAAUUCUAUAAGCCAACUUAUCCGGAAUCAAGAUUUUGCAAGUGUACACAAUGUAAAGCCAUUUAAAAUAGACUGGGAAAACUACUCGCUGACUGCACUUGAAAGUUCGAGAGUGGGACCUGGAGAGAACGGCAUGGCUUUCGAACUAUCCCCUCUCGAUAGAGAACUAUCUAAUAAAACUAUAAAUGAGAACGGUUUCAGUGUGUAUGUUAGUGGGAAAAUCAAAAUAGAUAGAUCUAUUAAAGAUAUCCGCCAUCCACGUUGUAAAGGGAAACUAUAUUUCAGCAACCUUCCUACUGCUUCAGUGAUUAUCCCUUUUUUUGAAGAGCAUUGGGAGACUCUCCUACGCACAGUCGCAUCUGUUUUGAAUCGAGCUCCUUCAGGGCUAAUCAAGGAAAUAAUUUUGGUUGAUGAUGGAAGCUCACGAAAAUAUCUGAAAGAUGAACUUGAUAAUCAUCUUGCAACUGCGUAUCCAAGUGGUAUAGUACGUGUAAUUCACCUGGAACAGAGGGGAGGUCUUAUUCGAGCGAAAACAGCGGGCGCCAGAGAAGCUACUGGGGAAGUGCUCAUUUUUCUGGAUUCUCAUUGUGAAGCAGGAAUAAACUGGCUUCCGCCGCUGCUUGAUCCAAUUGCUGCGAACUACAAGACUGUUGUUUGUCCAUUUAUUGAUGUAAUAGAUGCAAAUACCUUUGAAUAUCGUGCUCAAGAUGAAGGGGCUCGAGGAGCAUUUGACUGGGAGUUGUACUAUAAGCGCCUUCCACGAUUACCAGAAGAUAGAUAUCAUCCUGAUGAGCCUUUUGACAGUCCAGUGAUGGCAGGAGGUCUGUUUGCCAUCAGUGCGAAAUGGUUUUGGGAACUUGGAGGCUAUGAUCCUGGUCUUGUUAUUUGGGGUGGAGAGCAAUACGAGUUGUCAUUCAAGAUUUGGAUGUGUGGAGGGCGUAUGAUUGAUGCCCCGUGUUCUAGAAUAGGUCAUAUAUAUCGUAAAUACUCAACUAACUUUCCGAAAGCAGAAUUCGGGGACUUUGUUGGUCGGAAUUACAAACGUGUAGCAGAAGUUUGGAUGGAUGAAUAUAAAGAGUAUCUGUAUAAACGGCGACCAAGAUACAGGGAUUUGGAUGCAGGUGACUUGACCAAACAGCGCAAAAUCCGAGAGAAACUUAAGUGCAAGUCAUUUAAGUGGUUUAUGACAGAAAUAGCGUUUGAUUUGGUUAAGAAGUACCCACUCAUAGAACCAAUAUCUAAGGCUGAUGGAGAGAUUCGAUCAGUUGCCGACUCAUAUUUAUGCUUGGAUGCGAUGGGUGCAAAUGAGUAUACUCCAGUUAAAUUGCGUCCUUGUACUAAAGAUAAUCCUAAUGCCAUCGGUAUCCAGAAAUUCGAAUAUAGCUACCAUGAAGAUAUUCGAGUUAUAAAGCAGUAA
Messenger RNA from Schistosoma margrebowiei, 1732 nucleotides. Lineage: Eukaryota; Metazoa; Platyhelminthes; Trematoda; Strigeidida; Schistosomatidae. The record is from the annotation of a GenBank genome assembly.